GUCAAAACCAGCAACUAUGGCAAGAACCAAACGUCCUCCGCCGGUUAUCCGCCCAGCUUCGAGAUUGCCUCCAGCUGGGCGAUUACGUCCAUUUACCGCCGGACCAGAUGCAAUUGCCUUGGGAAGUCUUGUCUCAAAGUACACGCUGAAGGCUCUCAACGACGAAGGCUAUAUCAACUGUACCGUGGAGUCCACAAACGGUGAACUCAAAAAGGCCCAUGGACACGGAGCUGUUAUUAGAAAGUUGGACAAACAAAAAGGACACCUAGAGCAGGCAGAACCAGUCCAUAUCCAUCCUUGUCUGCAACGCAGUCAAUGGGACCAGACUCUGGAUGACGAAGAUUGGAACGCCAUUUUGCCUUCUGUAGAGCUGGCCUCGCGGUUCUUGGACGAUCCAGCAAUCACACCAUUCUUCGCCGGCGUGAUGGGCAACUACACGAAACUGGACGAUCCUAUUCUCGAAAAGACCCACGGCAAGAAGUUUCAUCGGUGGGAUUACGACAACGCUGUGACCCAAGCUAAGGACGAUUAUGAGAAGACUUUGUUAGCGAUGAUGGCUCUGAGAGAGAAAAUUAUACUGGGAUUUGCCAAGAUGGAUAGUCAUGGUUGGACGAAAUGGAGCAAGAAUAGCGAAGUCUGCGCGGUCUGCAUUAACGGAGAGUAUAUGCAGAUACUCCGCGAGGAUCCCGGAUGGGGAGCUCAGAGGUGGUCGCAGCCCUGGUCACCCGGUACCGACGAGCCAUCAGCCAGGUUACGUACCAGGUAUCUACUCGCAGUGACCAUCGUACACGAAUUUGCCCACUUUGUGGGUAGAUGUCAGAAACACUUGACAGACCCAGGAGACGAAAAUGGCCCCGAACCAUUUCUACGCGACUUUCCAUAUAACGAGCUUGGCUACGACCUCGAGAACAUGAUAUUCUCAGGUUGGGUCGAGCCAAACGGAGCAGGCAUACACGGGUCGGCACCCUAUGGUCUGAACAUUGUACGAUACCCAGGUACUGAAGGCACGACACCGUACCCAAGAGGCCAAGCUCGCGAUUGGUCAGUAACCUGGGACACUCGAUAUCCAGUGCACAUGGAUUUCUGCAAGAAAAUGUUCACAAAAGACUUUUGGAACGGAGAAGUUGCCAGAUACGGAUUGUCUCGUUGUCGUCCGGAAAAGAAGAAGGGAGUUAGGAGUUACCGCAAGUUUUUCGAUGUGGCCGAUCCACUGGAACAAGGUCUGAGUCCAAAGUCGCUGGCUCUGCAUCGAUCUGAGAAGGAUGGUAGAGCUACCGUGAUAGAAGCCGCGAUCAUGGCUGAGAAAAUUGACUCCAGCGACACAGACGAUGCGGAUGAGAAUGGCAUUGUCAUUAGAGGCAAGCAUAGGAGGGCUCAGGAGAAACAGACUGGUGAUGUUCAAUGUGAAAUGAACGAAACAGAAUUGACACAGCCAAGGCUGGCCCGGUCAGCUGUGGUCCAGCCAGCGUCUAGCAACGAUACAAUAUCCAGUUCACCAACACAAGACGCAGAGCAACCCAUCACCAACACCGUAGAACAACACCUCGCACCCACGGAUGGAGGCGUUGCAGCNAUGAGACUUCUCCUGGCGGCAUUCGUCUUUGAAACACUGCUCUGGGGCUUUCCUCUCUCCUUUGGCGUCUUCCAGGACUAUUACUCAAGAACUCCCGAGUUCGUGGGUAAUCCGUACAUACCUGUGGUGGGCACUGUAGCUUCUGGAUUGGGGUACCUAGGUGCUCCGCUGAUGAUGCUGAUCAUUCAGCGUUUUCCACGGUAUCGUCGGUAUAUGAUAUGGAUUGGAUGGCCCAUCUGUAUCCUCGGUCUCGCGUUAGGCUCCUUUGCCACUUCUCUUGAAGCAUUGAUCGCAUCCCAAGGAGUAGCAUACGGCUUGGGAUUUUUGAUCUUCUACUAUCCCAUUCUUUCGAUGGUGGAUGAGUACUGGAUUGCAAAGAGAGGCAUGGCUUAUGGCAUCCUUUGCGCCGCAUCCGGACUCUCUGGAAGUUUUAUGCCAUUCGUGCUCCAAGCACUGCUCGACGCCUAUGGAUUCAGGAUCACGUUGAGAGCAGUAGCUGUUGCACUGACAGUGCUUACAGGUCCUUUGAUACCGUUGUUCAAAGGACGUUUGCCAGUGUCAGGGAACACUGCGAGCAGANNAAAAAUCAACUGGGCGUUUCUUCGCCAACCAAUGUUUUGGAUAUACUCUGUUGCAAACACGUUGCAAGGAUUUGGGUACUUCUUUCCUGGGUUGUACUUGCCUUCGUUUGCAUCUUCGCUGUCUCUUAAACCUCAUAGUGGAGCGAUACUGCUGGCGGCAAUGAGCGUAUGCCAAGUGUGUAGUCAGUUCACGUUUGGCAUGCUGUCGGAUAGGAAAGUGUCGAUAAACAUUUUGGCCUUCUCGUCAACGGCAAUGGCAGCGAUUGCGGUGCUUGGCAUUUGGAAAGUGGCAGCAUCUCUGCCGGUGCUCAUCGUUUUUGGAAUAUCGUAUGGAUUCUUCGCAGCAGGGUUCACGGCGAUUUGGGCAAGAAUCACCAGUUCGGUGACGGAUGAUGUUGGUACUGCACCUGUGGUGUUUGGACUGUUGAACUUUCAAAAGGGGUUAGGGAAUGUACUUGCGGGGCCUAUUGGAGGUGUCUUGGUUGACNNGCGGGGGGGAGGAAUGGGAGGCGGGAUGUAUAGGUGGGUGGUUGUGUUCACAGGUGCGUGCAUGGCCGGAAGUUCUUGUUUGAUCUUGUUGCGUCAAUCACAGCACAAGACUGCCAAUAUGCCUACCGAACUUGAAGAGCUCGUCGAGUUCCUCCACCAUGGAAACACCCAGAUCCGCCAAAUUGGUAUACCAGCCCUCGAACAUGACAGCAACGAGACACGUCUAACACGACCCUCACANGCGGUCGAGAAUCUCGUCGGCUUCUCUACAGCACAACCCUCGCUAUUCAAAUACCAAGACCUCACACCCGUCAAGGACAUGAAACUGCUCGUCCGCGACUACGCUCCCAUCGCAAAGAACGUCCUCACAAUCCUCGUAAACAUUUCUUCCGACGAACAAGUUCUCAAGUACCUCGCCGAAGACGAUCAAUUCCUUGAAGUCCUAUACUCGCGCAUCACAAACGCAAAAGAGGAAAAUGCAGACGAAAUGGCCAUGCUGCUUGCAAACCUCACAAAACACGAACACCUCAAGACACUGCUCACACUCAAACGCGACAUCCCCAAGCCGCUAUCCACAUCUCCGUUUGCCAUUGACCAAUUGCUGGAUCUGUUCGUCAAGGGCCAAGAAGGCAGUUACAACGAAAAGGCAAACUUCGACUAUCUCUGCUACGUCUUUGCCGACAUUUCAAAAUACGAGGAAGGACGCAAGCACUUCCUCACCCCGCGCGAGGAAGAUGAAAACAUCAUCCCUCUCACAAAACUCAUCGUCUUUACCGAGCACAAGUCGACAAUUCGCCGCAGAGGUGUGGCCUCCACAAUCAAAAACGCCGCUUUCGAAUCAGACGUCCACGCCAAAAUGCUCUCCACGGAUGAAACCAAUGGCGGGCUAAACAUUCUACCUUACCUCCUCCUCCCACUCAUGGGUCCCGAAGAGUACGAAGACAAAGACAUGGACACCAUGCCCGAAGAACUGCAAUUGUUACCUCCAGACAAGACCCGCGAGCCCGAAACCGAUAUUCAAAUCAUCCACCUCGAAACCCUGCUCUUGCUCACCACAAACAGACAAGGCAGAGACUUUUUGCGAGAAAAGAACGUUUAUGCCGUGAUGAGGGAGCUUCAUUUGCAUACUGAAAGUCCGGAUGUGCAGGAGGCUUGUGAUAGAGUCGUACAGAUAAUCGCUAGAGAUGAGNNGGAGGGUGAGGAGGCACCGCAACCGCCAAAGGUGCAAGAGAUUGAUGAUGAGGAUGAAUUGGUCGAGGACAACUCCAUUGGCAGGAACAAGGCAAUUGCCUUGUUUGCUCUGAUAUACCGCCGCUACACGUUGGGAGAGAACUUCGAAUGGUCGGAUCCAGUUGAUGAUCUGCAGUUGAGACGCGAUGGCAAAGAUUCAGAUGACACGAGGGGAAGCGCGUAUCAAGCCGUUGACUCUCGCACUGAACGUGGUGACGGUAGUCGCAUUACCCCUGCCCUGGAAUUUGGGAGAGAGGGAAGAACACUCAUCCACGGACUCAAGGAUCCAGGUGUUUCUUCUGCGGUCGUGGAGGAGACGCGGGAAGUAAUCGCCUUUGUACAUGAACUCGAGGACAGCGGAGAAGAUUUCUGCUUCUUCAAGCGUUACGUGUGCGAGCAGCUUGGAGGGGUGGAUUGUCGGCGACCUUUUGGCGAGCGUAGGAAAAGGAAAGAGGAUUGGAGAUUGGAAAUGACUACUUAUGAUCGAGGUUGUCACGCACCCCUGGCGCGAGGCUGGAGGUUGCACGCAGCCGAUUGGGCGCGUGUGGUGUAUCAGGCAGCAGCGGCCAUUAUCGUGCAGGAACUGGGCCAAGUGUCGACCAANCCCGUGCCGGGCACUCAGGUGCAGCUCGCCGAAGAAGGCAACGUCUUUCUUUGGGAGGUCAUCAUGCAGGGCCCUGAAGACUCUGUUUACGCCGUGUGUAACGCUGUUUCUUUGUCAAUGACUCACAAUGCUGACCUGCGCGCANNGAACGCCAAGUUCAAGAUCGAAGUCUCGCUUCCCAAGGAAUACCCCUUCAAGCCGCCCACCGUCUCGUUCAAAACCAAGAUCUACCACCCAAACGUGUCCAACGACGACAAGGGCAGCAUGUGCCUGGGUAUGCUUCGCUCCGACCAGUGGAAGCCCCCAAACAAGAUUCGCGACGUUCUGAUCCUCGUCCGCCAAAUCCUCGCUGCGCCCCAGCCUGAUGACGCCGUCGAAAGUAGAAUUGCCGACGAGUACAAGAACAACCCGGACGUCUUUGAGAAGAAUGCAAAGGAUUUUGUCGCAAAGUACUGCAAUGUGGCCAGUGCCGCAGCAUUCAGUAUUGCUCGCGUGAGUGCCAGAAGAACGACUGGCCCGACCACAAGGGAGAAUGUCAACAGCGACCCGACGAAUCAGCAGCUCAACCUCCACGCAAUCGUACAAGAAUGCAACGAGGAUGACAAUAGCUUCAUCUACUAUCUCAAGACAUUGACCCCUCACCUCUACGACGUCUCUGUGUCUGGCCUCUACUACCCACCCGAGACUCUCAUCCCGCAGAUCAUGUGCCAUGACACUGGAAAGCCGUCGCUCGACUCACGCAGGAUUGUAGUUGCAGAGCUCGAGGAGCUUCCUUGCCUCGCAACACACACCAUGUUGAAAGGCCUGAAAAACAUUGUCGCGUCCAUUCUUGAUCCUAGAAUCAGACUAGACGACAUUCCGACUCUUCAGGCCAUCGAUCUCGAAGAACUCAACCAGAAGGGCUACAUCAAUCUACCGGAUUCAGACUUUCCCAUAAAUCCCGACUUUGAGAAGAAAGCAAAGGAACAUGUGACUGGUGCCUAUAUCCGACAGUUGCGAGGGUGGGAUCCUAUCAUCCCUGCUAUUCACCCCAUCUUCCUUCCACGAAGAUGGAAAAAUGGUUCUCAAGAAGACUACAAUCUCUUGACCCCAUCCAUCAAGUUGGCAAGUAGGCUCUUGGAUGAGCCUCAGAUGUUGGAAUAUGUCAAAGGGUUUCUGAAAGAACCCUUAGCGCAAAUCAACGACCAGGAAUUAAUCAAUAGAUUUGGGCAGCCAUUGCACACUUUCAAUCCUGAACCUCUGCGUGAUUGGACCUCGGAAGAAGUCUGGCAUACUUUGUUGAUGCUGAAAGAUUGCAUCUCGUUCGAGUUCUCGCAAUAUUUGCCUUACGGGUGUCCCGGGAUGACUCAAGCUGGAGACACAGGCUCAACGAUUGUGAUUGGUGCAAGCUCUGCCAAAGUAACAUUUAGUAACCAAUUCCUGGAUGUAUUUCGAGGCAAGCUCAGAGCGAGCAGAUACUCAGUACCAUGGAAUCCUGGCAAUCACGAUGAAUCUGCGGUGCUGCGUGCCCAAUUCGUACUCGCUACCAUGCUUGUCCAUGAAGUGAUGCAUUGCCUCUGGAUCACUUCCAACCCUACCUACAUGCAACACUACGCUGCACCCAAAAAGCCAGAAUGGAAGAAUCCUCAAGAGCCAUACUUCCGUGAUGGCCGCAUCAAUGAAUUGGGCGCUUGCUGGGAAAACCAUGUCUUUGGCGGUGCUGUCCAAAUGCUGAGUACUCCCUACAGCGCCAUCAUGCCUUACGGCCUGACCACUUCACCCUUCCCUGGCAUCUGGGAUUGGUACCCUUCCGCAAUUACUCGCGGAGAUCCAACUGACCCAACCAAAUGGGGCAUCAGGUGGGAAACCAAAUACCUCAUCGAGAUGAAGCACAUCCGCAAAAUGUUUACAAACGAAAUGUGGGACGAAGUGCAAAGAUAUGGUAUCAAGAGAUUGAGAAGGAAGAGAAAGUUGGGGUAUAGGACUUAUCUCGAUCUUGACAAGAUGCCGGGGUUGGCACCUGGUGAGGCUGCUCCGGGAGUACCGCCCUCGCCGCAUUCGAGUGUGGCCAGUAGAGAUGGAGAGGAAGAUCAUCGUGGUGUUGUGAGACAUGAACCUCCGUCAGCUACAUUGUCGAACAGCUUUAUGAUAGUGAGC
Messenger RNA from Aureobasidium uvarum, 6613 nucleotides. The record is from the annotation of a GenBank genome assembly. Lineage: Eukaryota; Fungi; Ascomycota; Dothideomycetes; Dothideales; Saccotheciaceae.